AUGUGUUUGGCUCGAGACUUGACAGCAGGCAGGGCUGUGUUCCAAGCCAUGCCGAUGCCGGCACAGCCUGCGGAGGAGGAGUCCGUUGCGGCCUCGUCGCAUUCGCAGCAUUUCGAGCACACCAAUGCAAGCAGCUACAAGUUCGAGCACACCGGGGUCAGCACUCUCAAGAAGGCACAUUCCUGCCUCUCUCAAGGCACGACCGCAAUGACUGGAGUAACUCCCGACAACAACAGCGUAGCAUCAGAGUCGCACGCUCCAGCUCCGGAGCUUAAUGCCAUCAAGGCCGAUGUUGAAAAUGCCUUGCCCUGUGGCGAAGCAGUCAGCAUCUGGACGAGGUCGACCAUUGGGAUUGUGCUGAAUGGAUUCCUUCUUGCCUUCUUGAGUGCCAUCUGCCGUGGUGUUAUCUACGGCUUCUUUCUGGGCUACAUGGGCUUAGACUCCUAUGUCCUGGCAUCCAUUGCGGCACUCAUGAAGCUUCCGGAUGUCUUCCCCCUAGCUUAUGGGAUUCUCACCGACUGCUUUCCGAUCCGUGGGCAGAAGAGGAAGCCUUGGCUCUUGAUUUCUUGGACCAUUUCGGCCGGUGCACUCCUUGCAAUGAGCCUGAAGCCCCAACCUGGCCCCUUGCACUGCUUCGAGAACGGGGAGUACAACUGGUAUGUGCCUCCCUGCAACCCUGGGAUCCUGAAAGAGAAAAAUUGGUACGUUUUCCCCAUGUUCAUCUUGACAGCCGGUCUCCAGCUGGGGGCUGUCUCGGGCGAGGCCCUGCUAUUGGAGUACUCACAGCUUGAGCCGCUGGAGCAUCGUGGGCAGAUCAAGGCGGAGAUGACCGUGGUCUGCACGGCAGGGGCCCUGGCUUCCUCUCUGUUUAUUGGCAUCUUCAUGAACGGCAAGGAAUACUUGGGUACCUUCGACUGGGGCUUGUCCUUCAGUGGUCUGAUGGCUGUUUGCUUGGUCCUGGUCAUCUUGAUCAUUCCCGUGACAGUCAUGUGUGUGUAUGAGCCUCCAAAAUCAGGGCAACGCACAUCGUGCCGGGCUCAUGUAAAGUCUUCUUGGGAGCUCGUUCAGGGGAAAGCACUCUCCAGCAUUCUUUUCUUCGCUUUCAUUGUCCAGUUUUUGUUCUCCAUGACGACGACCGCCGGACCAAUGGUCCGGAGCCAAUGGGCGCAGGUGAAAGUUCUGCAGCAGCAGAUGUUUGGCAUGGCUGGCCUGUGCAUCAUGAUGGCGUCCACCUGGAUCUACAGAGUGUAUUUUCUUCAGGCAAGCUGGAGAAAAGCCAUCUUUGCAGCGAUCUUCGCAGUGAACGUGCUUGAUGCCAUCCCGCAAUUCCUCACGACUUUUGACUUGGUGCGGAACCAGUACUUCUACCUGGGCGAAGACGUCGUGAGCUCCAUUCCCAACGCCGUCUUGCAAUUAGUCUCGAACUUGAUGAUCAUCGAGCUCGCCGAGCCGGGCCGGGAAGGUCUCUCCUUCGGAUUGAUCGGAACCUUGCAGCAUUCCGCAAUGCCCUUUGCUACGGUGAUCAGCAACCAGGUCUAUGGGCUUUUCGACCCGAAGCUCUCGAACAUUGAGAACUACAUCCUGGACACUCCCCAGUUUCGUUCGACCGUCGCAUGGUCCUAUGUGCUGAGCUACGCCGAGUCGUUCCUUGCCGUGGCCUUGCUUCCGAUGAUUCCAUGGCAAAAAGCCGAGGCUCAUAGGCGGAAGAGAGAGUGGAGCUCCAACUCCGUCAUGGCAGCGAUAGUCCUUGUGAUCCCGGCCCUCUGCUUGACCUACGGAAUCAUUGUCUUGCUGCUGACAAGCCAGCCUGAGACAGCUUGCUUUCGUUGGGUUGGAGGCCAGGGCUGCGCCAAGGUGAAUUCGACUCCGGUGCCCUCGGUUGGAGACCAGGGCUUCACCGGCGCAGCGCUUGAAGGAGAUCCAGUUCGGAUUUACGGAGGUUCGCCCACUGGGCUGCAGCUAACGAUCCGGCCCCCACGGGCUACGCAGUAUCACGAGCUGCCAGGAGUGCCCGGGGCCUUCGUGCUGUCCGAUGUCCUCUCCGCUCAGGAGUGCCAUAUGCUCCGCCAGGCGACCGAAGCCAUGGGCUACCGGCCGGACGUACCUUUGUCCUCCGAACUGGACGAGCGGGCACACAACGUCGUUCUCAUGGCCAACGACUUUCAGAAUACCUCGUUGUUCGACCGGGUGAAGCACCUGCUGCCAAGCAAGCUGGGCCAAGAGAAGCUGUUGGGCAUCAACCGCAGGUGGCGAUUUUACCGGUACCUGUCUGGCAAUCUGUUUAUUACCCGCUCCAAAGCCAGCACGGCGCAAGGGCGAGCGCAAGGUUUCAACUGUCGCCGCAGCAAGCUGUUUGCCCGAAGGUACCGGAAGCACCUGGACGGCGCUUGGCCGGCAAGCGGGCUUAAGCGUGGUGAGGACGGCCAGGACGAGUAUGUGUACGAUGCCUAUGGCGGCGGCACCAGAUCCAAACUGACGUUCAUCAUUUACUUGAACGACGACUUCGAGGGCGGCUGCACUACCUUCUACACGCCUAACCCAGGCUCAAGCCAGUAG
Messenger RNA from Symbiodinium necroappetens, 2556 nucleotides. Lineage: Eukaryota; Dinophyceae; Suessiales; Symbiodiniaceae. The record is from the annotation of a GenBank genome assembly.